Messenger RNA from Nothobranchius furzeri (turquoise killifish), 793 nucleotides. RefSeq names its product guided entry of tail-anchored proteins factor 1 (gene get1). Gene Ontology annotation, biological process: tail-anchored membrane protein insertion into ER membrane. Gene Ontology annotation, molecular function: protein-membrane adaptor activity. Gene Ontology annotation, cellular component: GET complex. Lineage: Eukaryota; Metazoa; Chordata; Actinopteri; Cyprinodontiformes; Nothobranchiidae. The record is from RefSeq and is a predicted model, not a curated record.
UCACCUGCGGCGUUCAUGGGCGAAAUUCCUGGGAGACAGUCUCCAGAUGCUGGUUCUUCUAACCUGUCCUCAUCAUCAGCUUCCCUUCGCUGCUCCACAGCUGGAACACCGAGGAGGAGGCUGCUAAACAUGGCGUGGUUCCUGGUUCUGAGCUCCGUGUUUCUUUGCAAUCUUAUGAAAACACUCCUACCUUCGAUCUCCUCUUUUCUGACUAAGAUGGUACAGAAAGACGCCGAGCAGGAGAGUGAGAUGAGGGCAGAAAUCCACCAGAUGAAGAAGGAGCAGUCCUCCAUUAGCAUGAUGGAUGAGUUUGCAAGAUACGCCAGAUUGGAGCGCAAAAUCAACAAAACGACAGACAAGCUGAAAACGCAUGUGCAAUCAAGAACAGCUCAACAAGCCAAAAUGAAAUGGGUUGUGAACAUUGUCUUUUACAUCCUGCAGGCUGCUGUGAUGAUCUCAUUGAUAUGGAAGUAUUACUCUGAUCCAGUGACUGUGGUUCCCCCUAAAUGGAUUGCCCCUGUGGAGCGACUUGUGGCUUUCCCCACAGGAGUGGCAGGCGGUGUGGGAAUCACCUGCUGGCUGGUGGUUUGUAAUAAGGUCGUCACACUGGGACUCAGUGCCAUCAGCUAGAGAGCGCCGCUCAGGUUUUAGAUGAUGAAAGCUCCAUUUGUUGGCUGGACGUUUCUCUUUCUCACUAAAGUAAUUUAUUAUUGCAACUCUGUUUUGCUGUUGUUUAUUUUGAUUGUAUGGUAUUUUAAUGUUAGUUUCUUUUUAAUAAAACAUGGCUCAUGAA